Messenger RNA from Impatiens glandulifera, 2690 nucleotides. RefSeq names its product dipeptidyl aminopeptidase 4. The record is from RefSeq and is a predicted model, not a curated record. Lineage: Eukaryota; Viridiplantae; Streptophyta; Magnoliopsida; Ericales; Balsaminaceae. Gene Ontology annotation, biological process: proteolysis. Gene Ontology annotation, molecular function: dipeptidyl-peptidase activity; serine-type peptidase activity. The coding region runs from base 176 to 2506 and encodes 776 amino acids. The transcript is spliced from 6 exons.
AAUAUUCAUGCGAAUCUCUGUCUUAUUUUCUUGUUUGAUCCAAUCAGAAUCUUCUCCUGCAGGUCCCAAACUCCAAUUUGUCCGUUACAGGAAAGCGUACAGUUUCAUGAAAUUGGAGGUCAUUUCUGCACAAACGUUCAUGCACAAAUAAUCGAAAAAUCUGCCUUUCAUUGUAAUGCAAUCCACUGAUCCCGAGGGAAGAAAGAAUUCAAAACGUCAAAGAUCAAUUCCAUACGAGAUGCCAACAACCUUUUCAACAGUUUCAAACAAGAAUCUCGAUGAGAGCAUCAUCUUUCCUGUUGAAGAGAUAGUGCAGUAUCCAUUACCCGGCUAUGGAUUCCCUACUUCCAUCAGUUUCAGCCCUGACGAUAGUUUAGUAACCUAUUUGUUCAGUCCUGAUGAAAGUCUAAACAAUAAGUUAUUCGUAUUUGAUCUUAAUACACAUAACCAUGAACUUCUUUUUAGCCCACCACAUGGUGGGCUAGAUGAAAGUAACAUAUCGUCUGAAGAGAAGUUGAGGAGAGAGAGGUUUAGGGAACGUGGGCUGGGCGUUACACGUUAUGAAUGGGUCAAGACAGGUUCGAGAAAGGAGAUGAUAAUUGUGCCUUUGCCUGCUGGGAUCUAUUUCCAGGAAGCUUUCUCAAAACCUGAACUUAAACUUCAAAGUUUUCCGAGCUCUCCGAUUAUUGAUCCACAUCUCUCGCCAGAUGGGAAUAUGCUCGCAUAUGUGAAGGACAAUAAUCUGAAUGUUCUAAACCUCUUGAACAAUAAAGUGAAUCAGUUGACUAGUUGUGACAUGGGAGAUGCCAUAACUCUUGGUCUUGCGGAAUAUAUAGCACAGGAGGAGAUGGAUAGGAAGAAUGGGUACUGGUGGUCACUCGACAGCAAAUUUAUCGCAUUCACACAGGUCGAUUCGUCUGAAAUACCACUUUUCAGAAUCAUGCACCAGGGAAGAAAUACCGUUGGUCAAGAGGCACAAGAAGACCAUGCUUAUCCCUUUGCCGGGGCUUCCAACGUUAAAGUUAGGCUUGGAGUGGUCUCUUCUUCGGGUGGACCCAUCACUUGGAUGGAUCUUCAAUGUGGUGAUAAUGGGGAGGAUGAAUAUUUAGGAAGAGUCAAUUGGAUGCAUGGAAAUGUUCUUACAGCUCAAGUUUUAAAUAGGUCUCAUACCAAGCUUAAGAUUCUCAAGUUCGAUAUUAAAACCGGCGAAAGCCAACUCAUAUUGGUAGAAGAAAAUGAGAUUUGGAUCAAUUUAACCGAUUGCUUCACUCCUUUAGACAAGGAAUUAGGAAAAAACUUUCAAGGUGGAUUCAUUUGGGCAAGUGAAAAAACCGGUUUUAGACAUCUUUAUUUGCAUGAUUUGAACGGUUCAUGUUUGGGACCUAUAACUGAAGGGGAGUGGUUGGUUGAGCAAAUAACCGGCAUAAAUGAGCCCUUAGGACUGGUUUAUUUCACAGGAACUCGAGAAAGUCCUCUUGAAUCUCAUCUUUAUUGUGCUAAGCUUUUUCCUGAUUCGAACCAACAACCAUUGUUGACUCCAAUAAAGUUAACACAAGGAAAAGGGAGGCACAUGGUUGUUCUCGAUCAUCAAAUGAGUAGAUUCGUCGACGUUUACGAUUCUCUUGAUUCUCCACCUAGAGUCACGCUCUGCUCGUUGAAAGAUGGAAAUCUAAUCGCGUCUCUCUAUGAGCAGCCAUUGAGUGUUCCAAGGUUCAAAAAGCUCCCACUUUACCCUCCAGAAAUAGUUUCAAUAAAGUCAGCUGAUGGCACUACAUUGUAUGGGGCAUUAUACAAACCCGAUGAAGCGAAAUUUGGACCUCCUCCGUAUAAGUCUGUUGUUAGUGUUUAUGGAGGCCCGUGUGUUCAAGUGGUUUUCGAUUCUUGGGUAAACACAGUGGACAUGAGAGCUCAGUAUCUCCGGAGCAAAGGUCUCCUAGUUUGGAAGUUGGAUAACAGAGGAAGUGCUCGAAGAGGGCUGAAUUUUGAAGGCAAAAUAAAGCAUAAAGCAGGUUCAGUUGAUUCAGAGGAUCAAUUAGCUGGAGCAGAAUGGCUAAUCAAACAAGGCCUAGCCGAAACCGGCCAAAUUGGCAUAUACGGAUGGAGUUAUGGUGGAUACCUGUCAGCUAUGACACUUUCAAGGUACCCUAAUGUUUUCAAAUGCGCGGUUGCAGGGGCACCAGUAACAUCAUGGGAUGGGUACGACACAUUCUAUACAGAGAAAUACAUGGGCUUGCCUCUCCAGAAUCAAGAAGAGUACGAGCUCAGCUCUGUCAUGAGCCACGUAGAUGAGAUCAAAGGGGAUUUGUUACUGGUUCAUGGGAUGAUUGAUGAAAAUGUCCAUUUUAGGCAUACUGCUAGACUCAUAAAUGCACUUGUGGCUGCUAGGAAACCUUAUGAGCUGCUUGUUUUUCCUGAUGAGAGACACAUGCCUCGUCGGAUGAAGGACAGAGUUUAUAUGGAGGAGAGAAUUUGGGAUUUCUUACAGAGAAGCCUUUUCAUGAAGUGAGUGUUAAUUGUUCCUCCAUUUUGUUGCUUCUUUUUUUUUCAAAAUCUCUAUUUCUGAAUAAUUUUGAAAACUCAAAUACAUGUCUUCCAACUUGUGUUCUGCAUUUGAGGUGCAAUAUAUUCUCCCUAUUGUAUUUUGUACCAUAACAAAAUCUACUUUUCUUUACUAUUUGAUUGGUUUCCUU